Messenger RNA from Lutzomyia longipalpis, 637 nucleotides. It is a transcript of the gene Grx5, whose product is annotated as glutaredoxin-related protein 5, mitochondrial. The transcript is spliced from 2 exons. The record is from RefSeq and is a predicted model, not a curated record. Lineage: Eukaryota; Metazoa; Arthropoda; Insecta; Diptera; Psychodidae. Bases 112 to 549 code for a protein of 145 amino acids.
UUCCAACCCAUUGGUUUUAAUGCGUAAGAAGAGUAUCCGAAAAAUUUAAAUGGGGAUAUGACUGUAGUUUUGUGACAUACACCGGAAAGUCAGUAAAGAAAAAUCAGCAAGAUGAGUUUCCUCGCAAGAUUUGCUCGCCAGUCGAAAUUUCUGGCAAAUUAUACAACAAAAUGCACCUACACAACAUCCCCAAUGUCCAAGGAAAUUGCAGACAUGGUGACAAAGAAUAAAGUUGUUGUAUUUAUGAAGGGAAAUCCGGAAGCUCCUCGGUGUGGAUUCAGUAAUGCUGUGGUCCAGGUGAUGAGGAUGCACGGGAUUAAGUAUGAUAGCUACGAUGUUCUCUCCGAUGAGAAUCUUCGACAGGGAAUUAAAACAUACAGCAACUGGCCAACAAUCCCUCAAGUCUUCAUAAAUGGGGAAUUUGUUGGUGGUUGUGACAUCAUACUGCAGAUGCAUCAGAAUGGUGAACUGAUUGAGGAACUCAAGAAAGUUGGGAUUGUAAGCGCCCUCCUGGAAAAGCACUCUGAGACUGAGAAAACUGAGAAGUAGUUCCUCCUCCCCCAAAUCUUAUGUAAUUCUCAGUUUUAGUUCUUUUUAUAUAUAAAAUCUAUAAAAUGUAAAUAAUCAUUGCUAGAGA